CAGACCCGACCCACGUAUGUUGUAUAUAAGCGGUGUACAGUGUUGUGUAAGAAACAUAGCGAUGUAAAUUCUUCAAAAAACUUCAUGAUCUUGUGGAAAGAAUUCUCAAUGUCGUUCCCCCAGAUGCUGCUGCCAUGGCGAUCCCUGUCUCAGCGUGUGACAGUGGGAAAUCGUGCUGCCUCUUCAGUUCCUGUUGGUGCACUUGACUUUGUUCCAUCCAGCAGCUCAGCUGACAGAGGCACCUUGGAGCAGCUCCAGACCUUUGUAUCACAAGCCUCAAGGCUGUUUGUGUUAACAGGAGCUGGACUGUCGACCGAGUCAGGAAUCCCUGACUAUCGUUCAGAACGUGUGGGGCUGUACGCACGCACAAAUCGCCGUCCAAUGCAGCACAUCGAGUUCAUGCGCAGUUCCAAGGCUAGGCAGCGUUACUGGGCCCGCAAUUAUGUGGGCUGGCCGCUGUUUUCUUCCCACAUGCCAAACUCAGCUCACUAUGCCCUGAGGGACUGGGAGGAGAAGGGUAAAGUUCACUGGCUUGUCACUCAAAAUGUGGAUGCUUUACAUUCAAAGGCAGGACACCAGAGUCUGACUGAGCUUCAUGGCUGUUCUCACAGGGUGGUAUGUAUGGGCUGUGGGCAGAUGACUGCACGCAAGGAGCUGCAGAAGUAUUUUGCUGCACUAAACCCCAGCUGGGAGGCAAGCGCAGGCGAGGUGGCACCGGAUGGAGAUGUGUUUUUGGAGGAUGAGCAGGUGCUGCAAUUCAGGGUUCCCUCGUGCCGGUCCUGCGGUGGCAUCCUAAAACCUGCUGUGACAUUUUUUGGUGAUUCAGUGGACCGGGCAGUUGUGCAGUUUGUGCACGACAGGUUGGCUGAGGCUGACGCUGUGCUUGUGGCUGGAUCCUCACUGCAGGUGUAUUCUGGGUACCGUUUCCUGUUAACAGCCCAUGAGAGACGACUCCCAGUGGCCAUCGUGAACAUUGGCCCUACAAGGGCUGACCAUCUUGCUGAGCUUAAAGUGAGUGCUCGAUGUGGAGAAGUGCUCCCGAUCCUCAAUGCCAGCUGAGAGCAAGAACUCUUUUGGUGGUAUUCAACUCAGAAUCCUUGUUCUUUAGUUUUACAUGAACAAUUCUGUAAUAACCAUUCAACUCUACCUCACUGUGCACUGAUGAGAAGACACUACGAAACAGACUCGUCAUUGCUUGCAAUUAGUUAUGUUUUAAUGAUUUAGCUCAUUUCCUUUAGUGCAACCUACAUGAAUGAGAAGAAUGAAGGGAAAAUUGAGAGGGUUUAUGGUUUUUAGGUUGCAAUACAGACCUCAUAACACUUGAUAAGUGUCACUCCUUUUUUUUUUUUUUUUUUUACUGUUCUAUUACAUGCACCUCAGGGCAACUCAAGUGAAAGUCAGACAUAUGUUUUGUUUUUAGGCUUUUAUCUGUAAUAAUAUGAAUGGGAAUGUUUUAAUUAGUUGGCUACCCACUAAAUUGGACUAAACGAUUGGUCACUGGAUAUAAGCAUUAAUUUAGUUAAUGCCCUAUAUAUUGUAGUUCAAUUUAAUAUAUUUGCUGUAAAUUUAAAUGAUAAUACAAAAGGUUAAAUGUUUGUGGUUGCACAGUCUCACAUCUGAAAUUCUGCUCAUUAUCUCAUUAUUGAGUAAUACUCAAUAUUUAAGAUAUGUAUGAAUGCAUUUAGACUUGUACCUCUGAACUUUAAAAUGUGAUUUGUAAAUGGUUAACUGCUUUUCGAUUUGUGUUUGGGUCAAAUUUGUCAAAACAAGGGGGAAAAAUAUUUACAUUUAAUAAGAUUGUCUUUCUUUCUAUUUCUGCAAAACUAACUAAAAAUGGUUAUGGGGAGAGUUAGAUUUCAUUAAAUAAGUCUGAAUAAACUUUAACCUGGUAUACAGCAAAAA
Molecule: messenger RNA, 1902 nt
Organism: Silurus meridionalis
Lineage: Eukaryota; Metazoa; Chordata; Actinopteri; Siluriformes; Siluridae
Gene: sirt4
Product: sirtuin 4
Exons: 4
Coding region: 85-1059 (324 amino acids)
Molecular function (GO): NAD+ binding; NAD-dependent protein lysine deacetylase activity
Source: RefSeq, a predicted model, not a curated record